AUGGUGACUAUGAUGGGGUCACGUACUUUGACAUUCAGGGAGUUCCGGGCUUGUGGAGCUCCAGAUUACCAGGGGGCCCGAGACCCCAUUGCGAGUACUAGGUGGUUGGCUGAUGUCGCCAAUGCAUUCUGCACCAGCAGAUGUCCCGAGGGGGACAAGGUUAGGCUCGCAUCCUGUCUUCUGAAGGGUCGGGCACAUGAUUGGUGGGAGGAGGUCGGACAUGCCAUUGGGGAUGACACAACCCUUGAUACGAUGACCUGGGCUGAUUUGACGACCAGGUUCAGGGCCGAGUUCGCACCUGUCAUUGAGGUGCAGCAGCUUGCUAGGGAGUUCCAGGAUCUCCAGCAGACGACGGAGACAGUGGCGAAGAUUACCACCAAAUUCAGGGAGAGGGCUCUUCUCGCUACUCAGUAUGCGGAAGACGAGGAGAUGAAGAAGGCCCGGUACCAUGAUAUGCUGAGGAGUGAUAUCAGACAGUUUGUGAGCCGGUCCAGCUGUAAAACGUUGGACGACAUGAUUGCGAGGGCUCGUGAGAGGGAGAUUGAUUUAGAGAUGGAGAGGAAGAGGAAGCCAUAG
Lactuca virosa is the source of this 576-nucleotide messenger RNA. The record is from the annotation of a GenBank genome assembly. NCBI's taxonomy places the organism in Eukaryota, Viridiplantae, Streptophyta, Magnoliopsida, Asterales, Asteraceae.